Molecule: messenger RNA, 9968 nt
Organism: Episyrphus balteatus (marmalade hoverfly)
Lineage: Eukaryota; Metazoa; Arthropoda; Insecta; Diptera; Syrphidae
Gene: para
Product: sodium channel protein para
Exons: 32
Coding region: 665-7054 (2129 amino acids)
Biological process (GO): sodium ion transmembrane transport; neuronal action potential; membrane depolarization during action potential
Cellular component (GO): voltage-gated sodium channel complex; plasma membrane
Molecular function (GO): voltage-gated sodium channel activity; calcium ion binding
Source: RefSeq, a predicted model, not a curated record
GGACUGCAGUUUAAGCGAACCACGGAGAAGAACGGAUUUCGGAAAAUCAUUUUGAUUUUUUUACAUACAAGCUAAAAGAAACAAAAAUUUAAUAAAGUAUAUAUAAAAAAUAGUGCUUAAAAUUUCAACACUUAAAUAUCUCGUAAAUGCAACAAAAAAAAGUGUAAAUAAUCCGUCGAGUAACUACAUUAAAAAAUUAAUAAUAAAGCAUAAAAAAAGUAUAUAAUAUUUGUUUAAGAAUAUUUUGCACGUUCUAAAAAAUCAUCUAUUAUCGCCACUCUAAUGAAUAUUCAUAUAAAAUAAAAAUACUCGCCGCUAAAAUUAGCUAUAAUUUAUAAAUAAAAAAAUUAACAAAUUAAAUUAAAAAAAAAAAAAACAAAAACAACAAGAUCAACGCAAACAACUAUAGUUGUGGAAAAAUAAAAACAAUUCAGAAUUCAUUUUCUUCGAUUAUCAUUGACAACUACAGCUGAAUCAUUAAUUUUCCACUAUAUUGAUCCACAUAAAGACGAACGAACAUCAGCGGUUUAACGAAAUCGUGAUAGCCCGUAGGCGCUUCACGAAAAUGGCGCCUCGGAUAUAGUUGUAACCUUAAUGUAGCAGGCAACAUCCAUGUGCCUCAUGCCUUGGAAAUCUGAGGCUCUCAUCGUUGGCCGCAUAGACAAUGACAGAAGAUUCCGACUCGAUAUCUGAGGAAGAACGCAGUUUGUUCCGUCCCUUCACCCGCGAAUCAUUGGUGGUAAUAGAAGCCCGUAUUGCUGCAGAACAUGCUAAACAAAAAGAGCUGGAGAGAAAGAGAGCCGAGGGAGAGGUGCCGCAAUAUGGUCGCAAGAAUAAAAAGAAAGAAAUCCGAUAUGAUGACGAGGACGAGGAUGAAGGUCCACAACCGGAUCCUACACUUGAACAGGGCGUGCCCAUACCUGUUCGACUGCAGAGCAGCUUCCCGCCGGAAUUGGCCUCCACUCCUCUCGAGGAUAUUGAUCCAUUCUACUCAAAUAUACUGACAUUUGUAGUAGUAAGCAAAGGAAAAGAUAUUUUUCGCUUUUCUGCAUCAAAAGCAAUGUGGUUGCUCGAUCCAUUCAACCCGAUACGCCGUGUAGCUAUUUAUAUUUUAGUACAUCCGUUAUUUUCAUUAUUCAUUAUUACAACUAUUCUUACUAACUGUAUAUUGAUGAUAAUGCCGACGACACCAACGGUCGAAUCAACUGAGGUGAUAUUCACCGGAAUCUACACAUUUGAAUCAGCUGUUAAAGUGAUGGCACGAGGUUUCAUUUUAUGCCCGUUUACGUAUCUUAGAGAUGCAUGGAAUUGGCUGGACUUCGUAGUAAUAGCUUUAGCCUAUGUGACGAUGGGUAUAGAUUUAGGGAAUCUCGCAGCCUUGAGAACCUUUAGGGUGUUGCGAGCACUCAAAACAGUAGCCAUUGUGCCAGGCUUGAAGACAAUUGUUGGCGCUGUCAUCGAAUCGGUUAAAAAUCUACGCGAUGUGAUAAUUUUGACAAUGUUUUCGCUAUCAGUUUUUGCACUGAUGGGUCUGCAAAUCUAUAUGGGUGUUCUAACACAAAAGUGCAUUAAAAGAUUCCCCUUAGACGGCUCAUGGGGGAAUUUAACCGAUGAAAAUUGGGAUUACCACAAUCGGAAUGCUUCGAAUUGGUUCACCAAUGAUGGUUUAACGUACCCCCUUUGUGGUAACAGCUCUGGAGCAGGACAAUGUGAGGAGGACUACGUAUGUCUUCAGGGCUUUGGUGAUAAUCCCAAUUAUGGCUACACCAGUUUCGAUUCCUUCGGCUGGGCAUUCCUGUCGGCGUUUCGUCUAAUGACCCAAGAUUAUUGGGAGAAUUUAUACCAACUGGUUUUAAGAGCAGCUGGCCCCUGGCAUAUGCUCUUCUUCAUCGUGAUCAUCUUUUUAGGUUCGUUUUAUCUCGUGAAUUUGAUUUUGGCUAUUGUUGCCAUGUCUUAUGACGAAUUGCAAAAGAAGGCCGAAGAAGAGGAGGCUGCCGAAGAGGAGGCUAUAAGGGAAGCGGAAGAAGCUGCCGCGGCGAGAGCUGCCAAAUUGGAAGAGCGUGCUAAUGCUGCUGCUGCGGCUGCUCAGGCUGCGGCCGAUGCUGCUGAGGCGGCGCUGCAUCCUGAGCUAGCAAAGAGCCCAACGUAUUCCUGUAUCAGCUAUGAGCUAUUCGUUGGUGGUGAAAAGGGCAACGAUGACAACAAUAAGGAAAAAAUGUCAAUACGUAGCGUUGAAGUGGAAUCGGAGUCGGUGAGCGUUAUACAAAGACCACCAGCACCUACUACAGCACCUACAGCCACCAAAGUUCGUAAAGUGAGCACGACAUCCUUAUCCUUACCCGGUUCACCGUUUAACAUUCGAAGAGGAUCACGUAGUUCGCACAAGUACAAUUUCAACCAUCAGUAUACAAUACGAAACGGUAGAGGUCGUUUUGGCAUACCUGGUAGCGAUCGAAAACCGCUCGUAUUAUCAACAUAUCAGGAUGCUCAGCAGCAUUUACCUUAUGCGGAUGAUUCAAAUGCGGUAACACCAAUGUCCGAAGAAAAUGGUGCAAUAAUUGUGCCUGUCUAUUAUGGUAAUUUAGGAUCUAGACAUUCAUCAUAUACCUCGCAUCAGUCCAGAAUAUCCUAUACAUCGCAUGGUGAUCUGCUAGGUGGAAUGGCUACAAUGGGUGCUGGUCCCAUGACAAAAGAAAGCAAACUACGGAAUCGUAAUUCACGUAAUCAAUCAAUAGGUGCUACAAACGGUGCAAGUUAUGCGGAAACAAAUCAUAAAGAACAUCGCGAAUAUGAAAUGGGAUUAGAUUGUACAGAUGAAGCUGGAAAAGUAAAACACCACGACAAUCCUUUUAUUGAACCCGUCCAAACGCAAACAGUGGUUGAUAUGAAAGAUGUCAUGGUACUAAAUGACAUUAUCGAACAAGCCGCUGGUCGGCAGAGUCGAGCAAGUGAUAAAGGAGUCUCCAUUUACUACUUUCCAACAGAGGAUGACGACGAAGAUGGCCCAACACUCAAGGAUAAAGCCAUUGAGGCAUUCCUUAGAGGCAUAGAUAUAUUUUGCGUUUGGGACUGCUGCUUCUGUUGGGUUAAGAUUGUUGAAUGGGUUUCCUUAAUUGUGUUUGAUCCAUUUGUUGAACUAUUCAUCACCCUCUGUAUUGUGGUUAAUACAAUGUUCAUGGCACUAGAUCACCACGACAUGAACAAAGAAAUGGAAAAGAUUCUAAAAAGUGGAAACUAUUUUUUCACGGCGACAUUUGCGAUCGAAGCUACGAUGAAAUUGUGUGCAAUGAGUCCGAAAUACUAUUUUCAAGAGGGAUGGAAUAUUUUUGAUUUCAUCAUAGUAGCACUCUCCCUACUCGAACUAGGUCUGGAGGGUGUGCAGGGAUUAUCUGUAUUACGUUCGUUUCGUUUGCUUCGUGUUUUCAAAUUAGCUAAAUCUUGGCCAACAUUAAAUUUACUUAUAUCGAUUAUGGGUCGCACAAUGGGUGCAUUGGGUAAUCUGACAUUUGUCUUGUGCAUUAUCAUCUUCAUAUUUGCCGUCAUGGGAAUGCAACUAUUUGGGAAAAAUUAUCAUGACCACAAAGACAGAUUCCCCGAUGGAGAUCUUCCGCGAUGGAAUUUCACCGAUUUUAUGCACUCAUUUAUGAUUGUGUUUCGUGUCUUAUGCGGAGAAUGGAUUGAAUCUAUGUGGGAUUGUAUGUACGUUGGUGACGUCUCCUGUAUUCCAUUCUUUUUGGCUACUGUCGUUAUUGGAAAUCUAGUCGUUCUGAAUCUUUUCUUAGCCUUGCUUUUGUCCAAUUUCGGUUCAUCCAGUUUAUCAGCGCCAACCGCAGACAACGAUACAAACAAAAUCGCUGAAGCAUUCAAUAGAUUUUCGCGUUUUUCGAAAUGGAUUAAACGUAACGUAGCAAGUUGUUUCAAAUUAAUUCGUAACAAAUUGACAAAUCAAAUUAGCGAUCAACCACCAGGUGAGAGGACCAAUCAGAUCAGUUGGAUAUGGAAUGAAGGCAUGGGAGUUUGUCGUUGUAUAUCUGCAGAACAUGGUGACAAUGAACUCGAAUUAGGCGCCGAUGAAAUACUGGCCGAUGGUUUAAUCAAAAAAGGUAUCAAGGAGCAAAAUCAACUUGAAGUGGCCAUUGGCGACGGCAUGGAAUUCACGAUACACGGGGAUUUGAAGCACAACAAAACGAAGAAAUCGAAAUAUCUGAAUAAUUCAACGAUGAUUGGCAAUUCAAUUAACCACCAAGACAAUAGACUGGAACACGAGCUAAACCAUAGAGGUUUGUCCUUACAGGACGACGACACUGCCAGCAUUAACUCAUAUGGUAGCCAUAAGAAUCGACCAUUUAAAGACGAGAGUCAUAAAGGUAGCGCCGAAACCAUGGAAGGGGAAGAGAAACGGGACGCCAGCAAAGAAGAUCUCGGACUUGAUGAGGAGCUCGACGAAGAAGGCGAAGGCGAGGAAGGCCCCCUCGACGGUGAUAUCAUUAUACAAGCGAAUGAUGAAGACAUCCUGGAUGAGUAUCCGGCUGAUUGCUGUCCUGAUUCGUAUUACGUUAAGUUCCCAAUCUUGGCCGGUGACGAUGAUUCGCCAUUCUGGCAGGGAUGGGGCAAUUUACGACUGAAAACUUUUCAAUUAAUCGAAAACAAAUAUUUUGAAACAGCUGUUAUCACUAUGAUUUUACUUAGUAGUUUAGCAUUGGCCUUAGAAGAUGUUCACCUCCCCCAACGACCAAUUCUCCAAGAUAUUCUUUACUAUAUGGACAGAAUAUUUACAGUUAUAUUUUUCUUAGAAAUGUUAAUCAAAUGGUUGGCUUUGGGUUUUAAGGUCUAUUUCACAAAUGCAUGGUGUUGGCUUGAUUUUAUCAUUGUAAUGGUGUCGCUUAUCAACUUCGUUGCUUCACUUGUUGGAGCUGGUGGUAUUCAAGCCUUCAAGACUAUGCGAACGUUAAGAGCACUGAGACCACUACGUGCCAUGUCCCGAAUGCAGGGCAUGAGGGUCGUCGUAAAUGCUCUGGUUCAAGCUAUACCGUCCAUCUUCAAUGUGCUAUUGGUGUGUCUAAUAUUUUGGCUUAUUUUUGCCAUUAUGGGUGUACAGCUUUUUGCUGGAAAAUAUUUUAAGUGUGUGGAUGACAACCAUACCACAAUAAGUCAUGAAAUCAUUCCAAAUCGAAAUGCAUGUGAAAAUGAGAACUAUACCUGGGAGAAUUCAGCGAUGAAUUUCGAUCAUGUAGGUAAUGCGUAUUUGUGUCUCUUUCAAGUGGCGACAUUCAAAGGAUGGAUUCAAAUAAUGAACGAUGCAAUUGAUUCUCGAGAGGUGGAUAAGCAGCCAAUACGCGAAACAAAUAUCUACAUGUAUUUAUAUUUUGUGUUCUUCAUUAUAUUUGGAUCAUUUUUCACAUUGAAUCUGUUCAUUGGUGUUAUCAUCGAUAAUUUCAAUGAACAAAAGAAAAAAGCAGGUGGAUCAUUAGAAAUGUUCAUGACAGAAGAUCAGAAAAAGUACUAUAAUGCUAUGAAAAAGAUGGGCUCCAAAAAACCAUUAAAAGCCAUUCCUAGACCGAGGUGGCGUCCACAAGCAAUAGUCUUUGAAAUAGUCACAGAUAAAAAAUUCGAUAUAAUUAUAAUGUUAUUUAUUGGUUUAAAUAUGUUUACAAUGACACUCGAUCGUUAUGAUGCUUCGACAACAUAUAACAAUGUACUAGAUUAUCUAAAUGCGAUAUUCGUAGUUAUUUUCAGUGCCGAAUGUCUAUUAAAAAUAUUCGCUUUACGGUAUCACUAUUUUAUUGAGCCAUGGAAUUUAUUUGAUGUAGUAGUUGUCAUUUUAUCCAUCUUAGGUCUUGUUCUUAGUGAUAUAAUCGAGAAGUAUUUUGUAUCGCCAACAUUACUUCGUGUAGUACGUGUAGCUAAAGUAGGACGUGUCCUGCGUUUGGUCAAAGGUGCCAAGGGUAUUCGAACGUUACUCUUUGCAUUGGCCAUGUCCCUGCCAGCCUUAUUCAACAUAUGCCUACUGCUAUUUCUUGUUAUGUUUAUCUUCGCAAUAUUUGGGAUGUCAUUUUUUAUGCAUGUCAAAGAGAAGAACGGAUUGGACGAUGUAUAUAAUUUUAAGACUUUCGGACAGAGUAUGAUAUUGCUGUUUCAGAUGUCUACCUCAGCUGGGUGGGAUGGUGUUUUAGAUGCCAUCAUAAAUGAGGAAGAUUGCAAUAAGCCGGACAACGAUCGAGGAUAUCCGGGAAAUUGUGGUUCAGCCACCGUUGGAAUUACGUAUCUUCUUUCAUAUCUAGUUAUAAGCUUUUUGAUAGUUAUCAACAUGUACAUUGCUGUCAUCCUCGAAAACUACAGUCAGGCCACCGAAGACGUCCAAGAAGGUCUAACCGAUGACGAUUACGACAUGUAUUAUGAAAUCUGGCAGCAAUUCGAUCCGGAGGGUACGCAGUAUAUUCGUUACGAUCAACUUUCCGAAUUUCUUGAUGUUCUUGAGCCGCCCUUGCAAAUACAUAAGCCCAACAAAUAUAAAAUCAUCUCGAUGGACAUACCAAUUUGCCGUGGUGAUCUCAUGUACUGCGUGGAUAUUUUAGAUGCUCUAACUAAGGACUUCUUUGCUCGUAAGGGGAAUCCCAUAGAAGAGACUGGAGAAAUCGGUGAAAUCGCAACAAGGCCGGAUACCGAAGGCUAUGAGCCUGUUUCUUCGACAUUAUGGCGGCAGCGCGAGGAGUAUUGCGCUCGUCUGAUACAAAACGCAUGGCGCAAGCACAAGUUGCACAAAGACGAUGGCCAUGAGGGCACUGGUGAUGACACAGACUUCGAUGGCGCUGGCGAUGGUCCCGAUGACCACUCAAUGAAAAACGGAAGUGGUCUGGAUAGAUCAAAUGAAAGCAACAGUGCUGGAGGAAGUGGUGGUCCAUUAAGUCCGGGUAGUAGUAAUAGUUCCGGUGAUCGGCAAGGUCGACAGACAGCCGUUUUAGUUGAAAGCGAUGGUUUUGUCACGAAAAACGGUCAUAAGGUUGUAAUUCACUCCCGAUCACCCAGUAUAACAUCAAGAACGGCAGAUGUCUGAGCCAGGCCUCGCCCCCCCCUCCAAGAAGCACGACAGAAUUAAUAAUUUUUCUACUUCAAUAAACAACAACAACAAUAAACAUCUCUAAACAAUAAUAUUUUUGGCGUUAAUGAGAAAACAACAACAAACAAAAAGCAAAAGACAUCAGCUAAAUUUGAACAAUAAUGAAAAAAAAAUAAAAAAACAGAAAAUUAUUAAUUUAAAACCUAAUUUUAAUAUAUAAAAGCAAAUAUUUCAUUUAAAAAAUAAAACAAAAAAAAACAUUUAAUUUCAUUCUUAAUUUAAAAUAAUAACUCUUAAAAAAAUAAAAGCUCUGGAAAAUUUAUAAAAAAAUUAACGUAAUAAAUAAAAAUUUUGUUUUCGUAUAAAUAAUGUAAAACAAAAAUUAGUAUUUUUAUAAAAAAAAAAAAAAAAAAAAAAAAGAAUGGAAAGCCGACUGCCAUAUCAAAUUUCUAUUAACCCACAAAUAUAUGUAACUCACAAAGUUCUUAUUUAUCAAAAAAUCCAAUUUCUUAAAAAAAAAACACAAAAGCAUUUUUCUAUCCUAAAACAAUAUAUAUUUAAAAGAAAAAAUAAACGAAAGACGCAUCAUGGAAAUCUUGGAGUUAGGGUGAAAAAAAACUAAAAACAAAAUAAUUAUUUAAAUAAAAUUAUAAUACAAUUCGUUUUUAAAACUAACUGCAUUCACAAAAACAUUAUAAUUCUCAAAAUCUAACUUUCAUCAAAAAUACAUUUAAGUGUGAUUUUUAUAGGCCUGUGAAUCAAAAUUAAUUUAUUUUAGCUUAACAAUAAAUACCAAAAAUAGUUAUAAAUAAAAAUAAAGUAUAGUGUUGUGAUGUUAUAAAAAAGAAACAAAAAAUCAACAAUGAAAACUGUAAAAAACCAAGUGCAAAGUGUAUGGUGAAAAGUCAAUUUAUGAAGCGAACAUUAAGAGAAUCGGGCAAACAUUAAAAAUGCAACUAAAUUAAGAAAAAUUAUUGACGGGUAUAAAUUAAAUUAAAAACCAACAACAACAAAACAUACAAAGUGAAGGAGAAAUUUCCAGUUUAAAAGAAAGAAGCUGCUAAGGAAAUGUAGAUACCUAGUUAAAAAAAAUAAAAACAAAACAAACAUUUUCAAUUGAAAAUUAUGUAUUAAAGCUUUAACAAAAAAUAUAUUGUAUAAAAACGAUGGGUAUGUGUAAUUAGUGAUAUACUUUCUCUUUAGUUUACACAAUUGAUGGUUUAAGUUUCCAUUUGAUAUCUAUUUGAAGACCAGAUUUAUAAUUAUUUAUAAUUAAUUAUUGUUUGCUAACACAAAAUUUCCGAAAUACUUGUUUGCGAUUAAUUUUAUUUUUAAUUUCUUUUUAGUUUUGAUUUUGUGUUAUUUUAUUGAGUGAUUAUAUUUAUUGCACAUAUUUCAUUAAAGGAAGGAUAUUUGGCUUAAACUUUAACGAAUGGCAAAACAGAUUCACAAUAAUUUUUUUUUAGGUGAUUUUAUUUGUAUGGAAAAGUGAUUUUCGAAUUUAAGUUUAGAAGAAAAUAAAUUUUUUUAAAAACACAUGCAAGUCAACGAUUAAAAAAAAUUGUGUAAUGUAGUUCAAAAAAUUCGUUUAAUUUUUCAAGAUUUUUUGUAUUAUUAUUAAAAUAAAGAUCGAUUAAUAUUUGAUUAAAAUUGUCUUUAAUAUCUUCUCAUCCCUUCUCAACAAUCGUCUUAAAUUUGCUUCCUGAAUUAAAUUUUUAUAGAAAUAUUGUCAAAAAAACUUAACAUUGAAAUUGCGCCAGCAAAAUUAAAAAAAAAAAAAACUAAAACGCAAACUCACUAUCGAGUCAUAAUGUUUUCAAACAUCUAGAGUCUCAAAUAUAUAUUUGAAUUUAAAUAAAGAAAAUAAGUACAGAGCUUAGAAUAAAAUUCGAUUUUAAGUUUUUAUUUUAAAUUUUUACAUUAGAAUUCCACAUUGAGCUUUAUAAUAUUUUGUUGGCAUAUUGAACUUUUUACUAUAUGCAAUAAGAAAUUAUUCAUAGCAGAAAAUAAAUCAGAAAUAAUCACAGCUUAAAUAUAUGUUUAAAUUCAGUUUUGUUCAUUGCUAGCAAAAAAAAGCUUUUUCUUUUAGUUGUUUAUGUUUUAGGUUUCCCAUGACAAAACACAUAAGCUAACUUAAUUUCCCACACAAGAAGAAAACUCAUAUUAAAAACAAUAAAUAAAAAAAUUAAAUAAAUCAAUUUAACAUUAAUUUUCAAUGAAAUAUUAAUUUUUAUAUUUAAAAUUUCUGCGUGCACUCUAUUUAAUGAGGGGUAGGGCGAGUAUUAGAAUACAAAAUACAUUUACAUUAUAUUAUACUUAUAAAGAUAUAUACUAAAUGUAUGUAUAUAUACAAAUCGACAAAACACAAUACCUAACAAUAAUAAUAAAUUAUAUUUAUAUAAUAUUAUAUAUAUACCUGUAUAUAUAUGUAUUAAAAUAAAUCAAAUGUUUUGCUUAUUCUUUAUGCAUCGAAGAACAACUAUGAAUAUCUAUGACUCAUGAGCUUUUGACUAAAAUACAAAUUUUCUGUUAUAUAUUUUCUUGUACAAUAAUUAUUAAAAAAAAAUUUAUUUACAAACACAAAUCAUAGAAACUCGUAGUUGUUUUUUUUAUACAUAGAAACAGCAAAACUAAACAGCUCUAUGAUGAAACAAAAAACUUAGCUAAUUUUUUUCUAAAUAAAACAAAAAAUGUGUAGAUUAAAUAAUUAAUUAAAAUAAAACAAACUGUAAAUUGGUAGAAUGAAACAAAAAAAAAAAACAAAUUGCUUCUUUGUUAACACUACAUUUUAGCUUUAUACAUUGUAAAAUAUACAUACAAAAUCUCUAGUUAAAAAAAGUAAAGUAUAAAUUAUAAAUACAAAAAUCGAAAACAAAAAUCAUAAAACUAAAAAAAAAAAAAUAAAUGCAAA